Anneissia japonica is the source of this 2447-nucleotide messenger RNA. Its product is annotated as fos-related antigen 1-like. The coding region runs from base 28 to 630 and encodes 200 amino acids. Gene Ontology annotation, molecular function: RNA polymerase II cis-regulatory region sequence-specific DNA binding; DNA-binding transcription factor activity, RNA polymerase II-specific. Gene Ontology annotation, biological process: regulation of transcription by RNA polymerase II. Gene Ontology annotation, cellular component: nucleus. The transcript has 3 exons. The record is from RefSeq and is a predicted model, not a curated record. Lineage: Eukaryota; Metazoa; Echinodermata; Crinoidea; Comatulida; Comatulidae.
CAAUCUACAACAUUUUAUUAAUCAGAUAUGACUGAAAAUCAGCACUUCGACGAUAUGUAUUCGAAUCAAGACUACGACAGUCAAUCAGCCCUUCGAGGUGAGAGUAAUCCAAUGUUUCCGGAUACCAGCUCUCACGCUCAGUAUCAGGAACCUAACCAUCUACAGGAGGCCAAGCAUAUAGAGGACAUCCGUUUGGGUAUCCUGCAAAAACGAAUUCAGAUGGGCCUAGGUCAUAUCAACCUACAGACUUUAUGGCGGCUUAGCGGUCCUCAAAAGCUAAGUCCUGAAGAAGAACAAAAGCGUAGACAGAGGCGGGAGCGCAAUCGUCAGGCAGCAGCUAGAUGCAGAGAAAGACGACGCCAGCGAGCCUACGUUUUGGUUCAGGAAACUGAGGAUCUUGAGAAUAGCAACGAUGAUUUGAAAAAGGAGAUUGAAGCGUUGGAGCAACAACGAUUGCAAUUAACGAAAGUGUUGAACGAGCACCGGCCGACAUGUGAAAUGCAAAUUGGAAUGAUGGGAGCCGAGACUACUGCGCAGUCGCAGUCGAGUAUUCCCUGUUCAAUGGAAACUGAACUUAGAUCGUCUUGUAUAGUGGAGACAGCCUCGCUUUGGCCCCCAUCGUCCAUGUAACUCUAAUAAUCACACACAUAAUCAUAUGGUCCUGACUCAUAAUAUUGUAACAAUGAUUAAUAUCUACAGAAGCCUCCUAUACAUUUCUACAACUUAUUGUACCUAUAUUUCUUCAUUUUUACAUCUCUGGAGAAAUAAGGUCAUUUAUUAUUUGUUAUAUGCAGGGGUACCAGGGGCGAAAGUAGCACUGAUCGAGAUAACCAUACCCGGGUCCGGGUGACCUUUUGGGUGAUAAUUUUUAUCUUUUUCUUUUUCUUUUUCUUUUCCUUUUUUUUUUUUUGAACUUUCCAAAAGGGUGCCGGGGCCGGCCCGCCCCCUCUAAAUCCGUCCUGCAUAUUUUGUAUACAUCCUCAUUCGUCCUUCUACUAAGCCUGGUUCCAAGAAUCGCCUUCAGAAUAUACGCUAAGUAUAACAGGCCUAUCACGUGGGACGACUAAUCAAUGAGAUAUUACAAGUGUUCACGGAGUUAACUCCAAGCUAUUUACAAUACAUGCCAACAAUAUAGGGAUACAUGUUUAUUUGAGUUUUAAAUACAUAUGUGCAAUGAGAGACACGGGCAGGCCUGCGUCAGACACUUCAGUUAUACCUCUCAGUAGUAUGAUUAACGCCAAAGGAGAUAUGUAUACUUUAAUGAAUUCAAUAAGAAAAUAUAAACAAUAUGUACAAUUGUAAUUGAUGCAUUGCAUAAUUAUUGAAAAUAGUCCAAGUCUCGUACACUUUUUAUUUUCCAUGAUAUUACACAAGUACUAUGAAGGCAUCGUUAAAACAUAUCUGGGUAUAUGUUUCUAUUAUGAAUUUGUCGUUUUCAUACCAAGUGUUUUGGUUUCGUAAAACAACAUAACCUUGAAGAAACUUGUUUAUAAACUUUAAGAACAUAAUCAUGAGGUAUGCUUGGCAGUUGAGAAUAGGCGUAUCUAUUACGUUUUAACUAGUUAAUAUUACUAUGGAUGAUUUUAACAUUGUACCGUUGAAAUGUUAGAGUAAACGCAUUAAGCCUGUUUUCCAUAAAAGCGCUACACGCUAUCGCCGAUAGUUUUCGGGGACGCUGAUUGGUCGGGCGAAUCGGGGAGCCGAUUGCAUCGGGGGCAGCUACGCAGUGUACAGAUUGCCGUGAUUGUAGUGUGAAUGUAAGCGAUUUUAUGUACGCGUUGUGCUGAGUACGACAGUCCAUAAUAACAUUUGUCCUAGGAGGUGGCAGAUUGUGUUAAGGCCAACUCAGACAGCGUCGUACGACGCAGCCCGACGCGAUUUGUUGUCGCGUCGGGUCUGUGUGAGUUAAACGCAGGCGCGAUGGUGUGCGUCGGUGGCAGUCGCGUCGUAGAAUAUUAAAUAUGUUUAAUAUUUCUCACGACGGCUUAAGACUGUCCCCGACGAUAAAUUGGGUCGGGCUGCGUCGGCCGACGCUGUCUGAGUUGGCCUUUAGUUUUAAAGUAACCAGAUUUAACUACUCAUACGGAAUUUUAAAAUGUCCGGUUAUAGAGUCAGUUUUCCAUGAAUAGGCCUAUUAUUUUACGGGUUACUGAUGAAUAUGAUAAAUGCCGAUAUGGGAAUAUCGGGAAGGAUACGGGUGUGAAAGCCACAUUUUAUAAAUAAUAUAUCACGCACAUUGUACACAAUUUUAUAAUAAUAUUUUUACAUUAAUUUUUUAUAUUACAAUACGUGCAGGACACGGUAUUUUUUGCAAAUGUAGAAAUAAUUGAUACGUUUAUAUAUUUAUGAUAACAAUAAAUAACAUUGACUUACUGGUUGAGUUAUAUGAUAUGUAUAAUAUUAUAUUGAAACAGUUUGAAUAAUAAAUAAAUAUAAAUUCUUAAAAA